Messenger RNA from Dreissena polymorpha, 1990 nucleotides. Its product is annotated as proline-serine-threonine phosphatase-interacting protein 1-like. The transcript has 13 exons. The record is from RefSeq and is a predicted model, not a curated record. NCBI's taxonomy places the organism in Eukaryota, Metazoa, Mollusca, Bivalvia, Myida, Dreissenidae. Gene Ontology annotation, cellular component: cytoplasm; actin filament; plasma membrane. Gene Ontology annotation, molecular function: actin filament binding. Gene Ontology annotation, biological process: actin filament polymerization. Bases 310 to 1599 code for a protein of 429 amino acids.
ACUUGAAUUUAGUUUCCUUUUGAUGAGGAUAUUAGGAUGUUAAUAUUAAUUAUUAUUUAAGGUCGCCGUGGUGUAAUGGAUAUGGUGUCCGCCUUGCGACCGGGAGGUCACGGGUUCGAUCCCCGCUGUGGGAGCGUUCUUUCGAUCUCCCAUAUAGACACCAAGUACUGGUUCUAGGCCCAGGAAACGGACUCGAGAGCAUUUCAAAUAAGUAGGAAUUACUUUCUAUGCAAUCGAGCUAAAAUAAAUAGGUUUAAACUAAUUAUUAUUAAGUGGAUGAAUAUCGACCAGGAGACAUAUAAUUAAAAGAUGACAAAGUGGCUCUCGUCUUCUGAUGCAUGGCUCUCGUUUUCUGAGGCAUUUUGGGAUUCCGACAUCUGUGGAACAAUAGGAUGGGAUCGGAUAUGCAAGCGCAUGAAGGAUGGCCGUAAGGUGUGCACUGAUGUCGUCCACUACUUGAAGGACAGGGCAAAAGCAGAAUUGGAGUACAGCAGAGCUCUGGCAAAUUUGGCCCGAAAAACUGACUGCAAAGAUGAAACUGGAGGCCUGGGUGAGAGCUGGAGGGUCUUAAAGGACCAAACGGUCAGGAUUGCUGAAGUCCACAAUGAGGCAGCCACCAUGUUUGGCAACCUUGAGCAGGAACUCUCCAAGUUUAAUGAAGACCAGAAAAAGAGUAAACAAGUGAUUGAUGACAAUGUGAAGAAAUAUAUUUCCUUGAAAAGAACAGAACAUCAAAAACUGAUGAAUGUAAUUAAGUUUAUAAAGAAGACGUACAACGACAAGUGCAAGGAAUAUAACAAUGCUGAAGAGCAGUUUAAUGCACAGAAGGCGGCAGUUACUACCAAAAAGAAUGACUUGGAUAAAGCAGAGAAGAAGAAAAUAAAAUGUGAUGCUGACAGAAAAAGUGCAGAUGUCUCCUACAAAAGUGCUGUGGAAACCCUUGAAAAUGUCCGAAUCAGAUGGGAAAACGAAAUGGAAGCAGGCUGCAAUCAAUUUGAAGCCCUAGAGGGAACGAGGAUAGACAAAUUACGGGACUGUCUGUGGAAAUGUACAAAUGUGGACUCGUUAGCAUGUCUGAAACAUGAUGAGUGUAGCGAAGCCGUUCGGUUAAUUCUGGAGAAGUGUGAUGUGUCCAAUGAUCUCCAGGAUUUCAUUUCUACCAACCAAAGUGGCAGCAAACGGCCAGAUCCUGUCCCCUAUGAGAACUACUACAACCCCAUGGCCCUGCCGCCCCACAUUCGCACGCCAAGCAAUGCCCCGCCUCUCCUGCCAGCGGCGAAACCCAUUCGGGCCGGGAUGCCGCCGUCUCCAAACAACAAAAAAAUCUCUAUUUCCGAUGAAAACGAUUACGCGACUGUGUCUGAUGUCCAGCAAACAAGUAACGUAUUGUUGACAGUUGUGAAAGAUUACAGUGCUGUGACCUAUAAUGAAUUGACAGUGAAGAAAGGGGAGCUUUUACAGAAGGCACCAUUUGUUGUUGGACCGCAAGCACCCUCUGGGAUGGUGAAAGUGAAACAUCAGAACAGAGUGGGAUAUGUACCCACAAAUUGUGUUCAACAAUACACCCCUAAACCUUUAAUUGAUUUUGGUGAUAUUUAGCUUUAAAAAAACUGAUAUGAUCACGUGAGGUUGGGCCUCUUUCUGAGCAAACUGGACUUAAUGCAUGUGCAUAAAGUGUCAUAGCAGAUCAGGGAUGACACUUUCUGCCUAAACUGGAAUUUUGCUUGGAGGAGACUUCCUUAAAAUAAAAAUACCAUAAAAGUGGAAAGUGUUAUCCCUGAUUAGCCAGUGUGAAUUGCCAAGGCCAAUAUGUGACAACACUGCACACAUCUAUUUAGCCCCAUUUUCCCAGCGCAAGGCUAAUAUUGGUCAUGCACAAUUGUGGCUACAGUUGCUUGUAAUGUUUGUGGAACUCAAUGACACUAAACUUGCUUUGAUUCAAUUGAUUGGUCAUGACAACUAAAUUGAAAAGACGAAUGUUUGCUUUGUU